Molecule: messenger RNA, 2549 nt
Organism: Trichomycterus rosablanca
Lineage: Eukaryota; Metazoa; Chordata; Actinopteri; Siluriformes; Trichomycteridae
Gene: crb3a
Product: crumbs homolog 3a
Exons: 4
Coding region: 653-988 (111 amino acids)
Source: RefSeq, a predicted model, not a curated record
AGGUGUGAUUAAAUAAACAGUCCAUUGUUCAUUAUGUGGAAAAGAGGAGGAAGGAGGAGCGCGCGGCUUCAGUGGGCAGGUGCACAAAGCCCGUGUGUGUGUGUGUGUGUGAGUGUGUGUGUGUGUGUGUGAGUGUGUGUGUGUGUGUGUGUGCAGGUUGUAGCUCAGGUAGUGUAACCCGAGCUGAGCAUGUGAUCAUCAGUGUGAGUUCAGUAGGAAGACGGAUAGGAGACGCAGGAACAGACGCGCUCAGUAUUUCGGAUAUGAGCAGUAAUACCUGAUGGACUUCACCACUGUCCGGUCUCAGUGAAUAACGAAACCUGAAGCGAUCGUCUGGUUCGGGUCUGAUAUAUGAAACACAAGGAGUCUGUUUUUUGGAUUCAGUGGAAGUGAAGCGGAAGAGACCUGAGCUCAGAACCAUCUGGAUGAAGCUGCGCGUCUGAACAUACCGACCAGGCCGAGUGAGAUCCGCAAAACAACCUGCACUCACAGGUGUGCUAUGUGUUCUUUUUUGCAGUUACAAGAGAUUACAACUAGAGCCAUGAUGCCGUAGACCCUGUCAUGGUUUGCUGCUAAGCGCUUCCCUGAGCGCCCUAUGGCUCGGGUUUGUAAAAUAUAAGGAUAAUAGAAUCUGGAUCCAGUUGAGAACGCCAUGCUGAAGGAGCGACUUGCGGCAGGCAGCGCCCUGCUCCUAGUUCUUGGGAGGGUUUCGGCUCAGGAUGCCUUACUGAACAACACCAUUGUGCCAGCUAAUACCACUGCAGAACCACCACUAUCUACAGGACCCAACGUGGUAGCAAUCGUUGUACCAAUAGUGGUGGUUCUACUGCUAAUACUGACAGGAGCGCUGAUCUUCCUCUUCUGUAUAGUAAAGAAGAAGAGGCAGACGGAGGGCACCUACAUGCCGAGUGCUGAGGAGCAGACGGGGGCGCCCAGUGUCGAGGCACCCAAUGCCCUCAAACUUCCCAAGGAGGAGAGACUCAUCUGAUAUGCUGCCACCACCAAGAUGCCUUCAAUGCUCACAAAAACUGCUUUACGCUGUCGGUAUACAAUAAUAAUAAUCGAACCUGAGGCACCAGGAUUCACAUUUGAACAGAAACGAGUCUGAUUUCUUUGUAAUGAAUCAGAAGCACAUGAGCGUGCUUGAAAAGUGACAGUUAAUCUCUAUCGGUAAACAACACCAAAGUACAAGGCUCCAUUGUGGAACAUUUUGCACAAUACGUACUGACAUAAGGAUUUUAUUUGUAAACAAGGCACUACAGACGACGGAGCUGCAGCGAUGCAUGCUAAGAUGCACACUUCUGCAAAAAUGACAGAAUAAAAUGUUAUGUUUUAGCUGUUUGUACAGUUUAUGGAGUUUUAGUUGGAAUUGCUUAUUUUUGUAGUGUUCAAAUAUUUUUUUAAAUAUUUUAUUAAUAUUUAGGUAUUCAUAUCUAAUAUGGUAAUGUAGUUUUACUGAAACCUGAACCAUUACUAUCGUAUCUACAUUAUUUUCCAUGAAUGAUUUUUACCUCAAUUCUAUUGCCUAAGGAACAAGUACAAACUAUAUUUCAAAGAAAAAAAUCACAGCUACACUUGCCUUAUUAAAGAUAUAGUAAUGACACUUGAAUUAUGUUAAGCACAUAUAAUUUUAGACAAUCAAUAUGAAUAGCAUUAAUAUCGGUCACUCACUGUCUUAACCGCUUAUCCAAUCAGGGUUGCGGUGGGGUGCUGGAGCCUAUCCCAGCUUUUCAAUGGGUGCAAGGCACACAGUAACACCCUGGACGAGUUGCCAGUCCAUCGCAGGGCAGACACACACACACACACACACACCCAUUCACCUAUAGGGCAAUUCAGUGUCUCCAGUUUUGGACUGUGGGAGGAAAACCGUAGCUCCCAGAGGAAACCCACACAGACACGGAGAGAACAUGCAAAUUCUGCAAGGACCUUCUUGCUGUGAGGCGACAGUGCUACCCACCGAGCCACUGUGUCACCCAGCAUUAAUAUCAGUUUGUGUAAAUUAUAGUUCAAGCCACCAUUUUUAAUUAUAUCCAAAUCAUAUCCGUUUCACAAAUCCAGUUUUGUAGAGCUGGAUAAAUGAUUAAAUGAUUAAAUGUGUAAUUGUGUAAUUGACUGCUUGUUCAAACACACAUUUGAUAAAAAGGAAAAACAAAUAUACGUAGGUUGAUUCAUCUGUUUAACAUAGACAUUUCAUAUUGAUAAAGUAUUGUGUAUGAUUUGUAAAAUGUCAAUGAAAACACAUUAAAUUAUAGUUUAAUACACUUCAUUUCACUUUAUUUUAUUUCAAAUCAGUAUUUCAAAUCAAUUUAUCUUAGACCAAAUGUGCCUAGUUAUUCUAAAGGUUUGUCCACAUGAUUUCUGGCACCAGUUACCUCUGACCAGGAUGAAGAGGUUGCUAAAGACUAAAGAUUGAUGUAAUAAUAUUUAGUUGGCUACUAAAAGUGAAGGUGCCACUUGAACUGGGCAUAAAUGUUUGAUGUUAAUGUGUAAUCUUAAUAAACUGUGAUAAUGUGCAUGGUUUUGCACAUGAAAUGCACACUGAAAAUGCA